This is a messenger RNA of Bacillus rossius redtenbacheri, 2135 nucleotides long. RefSeq lists its product as uncharacterized. NCBI's taxonomy places the organism in Eukaryota, Metazoa, Arthropoda, Insecta, Phasmatodea, Bacillidae. The record is from RefSeq and is a predicted model, not a curated record. The transcript is spliced from 2 exons. The coding region runs from base 487 to 1668 and encodes 393 amino acids.
UUUAUCAAUGAAUGCUGUAGGAAAAAGUGUUUUUCGUUAUUCCCAGAUGAACAGCAAGAAUGGUUGUUUAGUUCGUUUUGGAAACUAGGAGACAAAAUAGUUCAAGAUACUUAUCUUUAUGGUUGCAUUGAGAAAAAAGAAAUAAUGUUAAAGAAGAGUAAUCCCAUUGGAAAGAACAGAGGGUAUUCAUGGCGGUAUCACCUACAAAAUGGCAUUGAUAGGAAAGAUGUCUGCAAAGCUUUUGUUCUUAAAGUGCUACAGGUGUCCGAAUCACGAAUGAAAACUGUUCUACGUGCUUGUUCUUCAGGGAAUCCGGUAUUUAAGGAAAAUAGAGGAAAGCAUACUGAACGUCCAAACAAAUUAUCUCGUGAUGUGUAGACUAAAGUAGAAGAACAUUGGGCCAAAUUUCCAAGCAAGCAAUCACAUUAUAGCAGGGGCCACACAGAACGCAAGUAUUUUGAGAAUCCUGAUUUAAAUGUGAAGAAAAUGUUCAUUGCCUUCCAGCAAUACUAUUUUGAUAGUACAGGUAAGACACUUACUAUGAAAUACUCCACAUAUCACAGAUACUUCAGAGAAAAUAGUCCAUAUUGUUUUAGACAGCCAAGGACCGACGUGUGUGACUUUUGUACUGAAUCUAAAACUCUGUUGGAUAUUAAUCCGAAUGAUCCGCGUAAAACCACAUAUAGGUUACAUUUAGCCAAGGUUGAAAAAUACAAAACCUUAAAACAAGAGUACUUAGCAAAAGUAAAAGGCAAUACAAUGCAAGAUGACACAUUAGUAAUAGAGUUUGACUAUGGACAAAAUCUACCAAUCCCUAAACUUAAUGUUACAUCCCAAUUCUACAAAAGGUUAUUGUGGUUGAAUGUGUUCAACGUUCACUGCCAUAAUGAUUCAGCCAGUACCUUUUAUUGUUUUCCAGAGUGUGACGCAAAGAAAAAUGCCAACUCAGUUUGUAGCUUUGUCUACCACUUCACCUGUGAAAAAAUGAAAUCUUACAAAAAUAUUAAGAAUAUAAUAUUUUUAUCGGAUGCUGCAGGAGGCCAGAAUAAAAAUAUUACUGUUUUGAGAUUUUGUUCUUGGUUGUCCCAAAUAACCAAAGUGAAAGUAACUCACAUGUUUCCUGUACGCGGACACUCGUAUUGCCAGUGCGAUCGGAAUUUUGGACUUUAUGGCACACUUUUAAAGAGACUGGAAAGUAUUGAAACAGUAGAGGAUUAUCUAACGAUCAUAAAGUCUGCUCGAAAUAGCCCGUCACCUUUUCAGGUUCUCAUGGCUGCUCAUCUUGUUGAAGACUGGUCGACAGCGUUAGAGCCUUUGUUUCACAAAGUUCCGAAAUCAAAACGUAGCAAAUUUUCAAUACAGAAGUAUGUGAUCCUUACCUUUCCUACUACAGGGGCACUGGCAGUAUCGGCUUCCUACAAUGCUAUUUUUGAGCCGUUCAUUUUCUCAGUCGGUUUUGGUAUGAAGUCAAAAGAAGAGCUUUACCUCAAAAAACCGGCACGCCCUGGUUUGAAGGAGUCCAAGAAAAAUGAUGUUCUUUCUCUCUUGAAAUUCUUGAAACCAGAAAAUGCUGAAAGCCUCAAAGGUCUACUAGAGUACACGACUGUGCCGGAAGAAGACAUAGGAAGUGAAAGUGAAAAAAGUGGUGAAAGUGAGAAUGAUGUUUGACAUUCAUCACUAAUAUAUAAGAACAGCUAGUUUAUAUGUUAUUUAGCUACGAUAUAUUUAAUCAGUGCAAAAACCCAAUCUCAAAAAUUUUUUUUUUGUUUUUCAUUCUAAAACCCAUAUAUUAUAUCAUUUGUAUGUUAUGGAUUUAUUACAUAAAAUAUUUAUGUAGAUGUUACAACUAUGUUUAUGACCAUUUAAAUAUUAAAUGUUCUUAUUUUAAUUAAUUAUUAGCAAAAUGACACACACAUAAUGCAAGUAUUUAGUGUUAUAUGCAAUAAAGACUUAACUUACCUGUCUUUUAUUUAAUUAUAUUAAAUUAUUACUUAAAUUAAAAACUGCAAUUAUGCUGGAGGGAGAUAAGAUAUAAUACCUGGAAUGCCCACAAGAAUUUGGAUGGUUGUAAUGUUUGUUUGUUUCAUUCUACAAUGUUUCAAAUCUUUGAGCCUAUUUUACUCAAAACUAUUAUU